AUGCCGGAAGAAUGGGAGGGACCCGUACGGAAGUGGGAUGGCCCUGUGCCCCCAGCCCAAGUGCCAGAACCCAACGACCACCUGCAAUACAUGCGCCUUGCUCUGGACCAGGCGCAAGAAUCACCGCCUAAGCCGACCAACUUCCGUGUUGGAGCUGUCCUGGUAGACGGCGACACUGGGUCAAUUCUGGAACGAGGCUAUACACUGGAGUGUGAAGGCAACACUCACGCUGAACAAUGCUGUCUGUUGAAGUUUGCGCAAGCACAUGGCCUGUCCGAGGAGCGUGUGGGUGAAGCUCUGCCAGCAAACACCGUCAUCUACACCACCAUGGAGCCCUGCAACAAGAGGUCAGUUGGGAACACACCCUGCGUAGAUCGCAUCAUCCGCACGAAGGGACAGGACGGGCAGCCGAGGAUCAAGAGGGUCUAUCUUGGAGUUAAGGAGCCGGAGAAGUUUGUUGGGGUAAACAAGGGCAUAGCAAAGCUGGAAGAGCACGGUAUUGAAUGCAUACAUGUCCCUGGCCUGGAAGAGCGUAUCCUGCAGGUCGCGACUGCUGGACACGAAACAUGA
Molecule: messenger RNA, 570 nt
Organism: Ascochyta rabiei
Lineage: Eukaryota; Fungi; Ascomycota; Dothideomycetes; Pleosporales; Didymellaceae
Exons: 1
Coding region: 1-570 (189 amino acids)
Molecular function (GO): diaminohydroxyphosphoribosylaminopyrimidine deaminase activity
Source: RefSeq, a predicted model, not a curated record